CUCCGUUGCUUUGAGGUCUUAAAGCUUAGGGAACACGGCAAACUCCCAUUUGUGCCCAUUGGGAGUACGAAUGGCGGUUGGGCCUUUGGCCUAGCCGUCCUUUCUCUGAUGGCCUUAUACUUAUAUGGGACGUUUCAUAGUUCAAAACCUUUGCUUUGCUAUGCCCCAUUUUUCCUGCUGAAGUCGCUUUUUAUUGGAGCCCUAUUCUGGCACUCUUCAACAGGGCUUAGAAUUUCUAUCCCUCGUUUUAGUCCUUCCAAAGCAACGAAGCAGAUGCAGCAUAGUCACCAACGAGGAGGCAGGCAGCCGGUAGCGGGGAUUGAACACUACCAUGGGUUGUGGAGCAUCAGCUGAGAGGGCGCCUUCAGUCCCCGCUGCUGGUAAGGAUGCCGCGGCCAACGAACGGCCGGGUAAACCUGCAGUCGCCGCCAAAACCGCGGAGCCUUUGACUCCUUCUCUCCCGCCGGCCGCGGCCCCUCCUUCAAUCGCACCCCCUCCCGCUCCAUCUCCUUCUACUGAUGCUCCACAGCCAGCACCGAAUCAAGAUGUAAAAACGCCUGACGAAGUGGCUCCCGCUGCGGCAACAACAUCAGCAGCAGGGACGGCUCCUCCUCGUUCCCGUUCGGAGGCAGCGGUUCCAGCUCCUUCCCAGGCCCAGGCCUCAUCCACACCAAAGCGUCCUGGGUCGGCACCCCCUGUUCCCCAGCCUGCUGCUGCUACGCCCGCGCAAUCUGAAGCCAACACGGUGCGGCGCCCGGCGUCUGCGCAUUCCAAGCCGCCCGUGCAAGUUUGAAUGGUUAUGAGACAAGCAUGUAACCCAGGCGCCCAUAGCCUAGGUGUCUUCGUGAUACCCUCAUAACACGCAUCGGUGCACAACCAGUAGUGUAUUGUAGGGCUGUUGCCAUAGAUGCCGUACAUCCCACCUGCGCAGAUAGAUGAUGUUGUGCUCUUUAUCCUGCCGUACACUUCAUGUCGGUUCAUGCCUUUGGGUGCACAUAAGAGUGCUGGAACGGUACUACGCCUGGAAUGUUAUCGACAGCAGCCAUGCUGUUCUGUGCUGUGAAUGAUUCCCAUAGUAUUGGGUUAACCUGUGUUGGCCGCAUGUGCCUCAUGUUAACUUGGGAUUAAUAUGCUUGCAAGAGCUGACUAGUAGCACAGCCUGGUUGGAGUUUUAUUCCUCUCUUUGGGGCUGUACGCAGGCCGGUGGGGUUUACACGGGCAGGAUGGGGUUGCCUGUUUAUGUCUAGUGAGGUGUCGCGGGAUUCGUUGGGCGUCUCCUAGCUUCCUAGCUCCCUGGGGCUAGGGGAAUGCACGAUAUGCGCUUAAGACGGCUGUAGUAUCUACGUGUCGUGCCGAUUCCCGUAUCCCGACGUUGUAUUAAGGGGACGGACCGUGUAUGCAUCUUCCAUGCAUGUGCUAGGGUGUGCCGGGUUAGCUGAGCAUCAACGGAUAGCGACAUAGUAUCGGUACCAUACAGCUCGGUAUGGCGGGUGGGAAUUGCAACCGCAUUGGUAGUUAACGGUUGGAUGUGCAGUUUGACUGGAUGGAUUUGUCACUAGCGACUUAGUGGCAUUGCAUGUCUGUCCUCAAGCCCGCUUGCAAUUCUGGUCAUUUUGCAGGGUGGUGAUAAACACAUGUGCAUGUGUGUCGUAGCAGUCAAGGACGGCUUGUUAAGCUAACUUGGCCUUCUUCCUUUCUUAACUAGGUUUACAUUGGGUUAUCAUGAGGUACCGGUACUCCUUGCGACUUGUGGCUCUGAAAAAGGUAGAUCCAAAUCGCAGACGUCAUUUUGUAUGCAGAUAAUGUAUUUUGCCUCGCACUGCUGCUGGUGGCUGGCGUGGACUGCCGGCCGGCAUGUCGCAUGGGGGACACGGGAAAGUCAUGGUCAGAGUAGGAAGAGCAAUGGCGUUAGGAGGAAGCUCUGCAUGGUCGGGGAUGCAGACGGUUACCUCUGGUGGCGCGAAUAAGUUGCCUCGCGCACCCUUGCCAGGUGCUUCCACGCACGCCACAUAGGCUACAUGACUGUAAGGUCAUGACCGCCGUCCA
This is a messenger RNA of Astrephomene gubernaculifera, 2046 nucleotides long. NCBI's taxonomy places the organism in Eukaryota, Viridiplantae, Chlorophyta, Chlorophyceae, Chlamydomonadales, Astrephomenaceae. The record is from the annotation of a GenBank genome assembly.